UGAGAUCAUUAGCAUUUGGCUAACCACGCGAAAUACUGACAGCGCUCAUUAUUCAAGACUCCUAUCGAAAUGGCAACCUUUUUUACUGAUCUUCGGCACCAUUAACAAGCAAAUGCCUUCACAGCGCAAAAUCCUUACUUAUUCUAGAAAGCUUUGUUUGUAGUACAAUCGGGAUUGUCGGAGUGGAAUCAAGGAAUUCCCCGUAAAGUGGAGUCAAGAAAGCGGCUUGUUGAGUGAGUGGCUCAAUAUGGAUUCCGAAGCAAAGGGUUUCACUCCAAUGUCCCCUCCUUUAAUCAUAACACCAGGCAACGACUUAAACAGUUAUCCGCGAAGAUCAAGGCUGAAGAAACCUAUCUCUCGCAACUCAUUAGCCACAGAUAGGUUUUCCUAUACUUCUUUCCUAACCACCGCAAGUCGUAUCAGCGAGGAAUCAUGGACGCCGGACCUUCCUCGUUGGCGAAGUUUACCUAGUAAUCUCGAGGACGAACUCUUCUAUGAUGACUAUCCUGAUAUCCUCCGUGCUUGGUCCAAGUACAGACUGACGAAUAUGUCGCGCAGGUACAAGACUAUGGAUUAUAUAAAUAUGAUGAUUGAGUCGCGCGACGAAAUACUUGAUAAUAAUGAGAUUGACCUAACAUUGGGGAGCAAUCUAUCGAGUACGAUAGGGUUGAGCGUCAGCCGCGAUCUCAUGUUUACGAGGGAAGAUUUCUCCGAGCAAGGCUCUGCAAAUAUUACUAGGAGUCCUUCCGAUGAUCAACUAUCGUGCUCAGGUGAAAAACAACAAGCGAGCUGCUUGACGGAAGCAAAUAUAAUGGAGGCAUUGUCGCGGGUCUCGGCAAAUUCGUCAACUGAAAGCCUGCAAAGUUUGAACAGAUCUCACAGAAAAAUGAACAAAAUUGAACGAUGGUUGUUCCGAUGCCGCAAUAACCCUCGUGGCGAUUUUAUUGACUGAGUAAAAAUCUUGAUAAACAAGUUUUAACUUUUACAAUGUGUUUCUUUGAGAAAGCGCGAUUGAAUAUUCUCAACAGCUGCUAAAUGAGGCAGGCAUGAAGAAGAAAAGCUUCCGAAUGCGUCGAUAUGCAAAACUAGACGCCAAAAAUUAAAACAUCUUUAAACUAAAUUAUAUUCGGCCUACUCUUAUACUACGUUCUUUUAGAACUCUAAGAUGUAAAUUCUGCUCAAAGCCGUUGAUCCCAUUUUCCAUUUUUUUCCCGUUUCGCUCGCAGAAUGAUAAACGCUCGCAAGCUGGCCACGUGUGAAACAGACAAAGCGCGCAAUUAUAUGAGUUCUCAUCGUUCUUGCAAGAGAAAUUUGGAAUGGAACGAAAAACCCGAACGUGAAAUGGAUAAAAACAUGGUCACCAAGAGAAUCGUUUAUCAAUUUAUUACCACGGCUUUAUCAAGGCAGUCAAUCAAAGAUAAGCAGUAGUGAUGUAUAUAGGCUGAAAGAGAGUGAUCUACUUUAUUUUUCAAAAUAAACGGUCUGAACGAAUAAAGUAGUGCAUGGGCUUGACCCAUGGUGAGCCAAAAUUCAUGCUUAAAUAAAAUCAACGGCAUUCUGUUGUA
This is a messenger RNA of Nematostella vectensis (starlet sea anemone), 1565 nucleotides long. RefSeq lists its product as uncharacterized. The record is from RefSeq and is a predicted model, not a curated record. Lineage: Eukaryota; Metazoa; Cnidaria; Anthozoa; Actiniaria; Edwardsiidae. Bases 248 to 952 code for a protein of 234 amino acids. The transcript has a single exon.